AUGGUUGCAGAUUCUGAAGCAUUCCAAGAGAUAAGACCUUUAUGUGUUGAAUUAUCUAAGUUGGCCUUCCAAGAGAGGAAUAUCUUCGAUUCAGAAUCAUCACAACUUAAAGAUGCCUUAAAAAGUAUUGAACAAAAAUUGUCAGGAUUCCAAACUGAUUCAUUGUCUUUAAAUUUUGCUGAUUAUGUUUUUGUCCCUAUAGGUAGCUUGCUGAAACAAGAACGGUUGGGAACUCCACAAACUGAAUUAGUAUUACAAAUCAUAGGACAUUUGCUAAGGCUAUGUUGGCACCAUAGCGGGACCUUGAACCAAGAAUUGGCUACGCAACUUUUCCCGUUACUCACGUAUCUUAUAAGUCCAGAUAAAGAUAAUGAGAAAUUGAAGGGUAUGUCUGUUUAUUAUAAGCUAGUUAGUGCACAAUUGCUGAAACAAUUCUUCACAUCGGUAAGCCAGCAAUCCUAUAAACAAGAAUUCUUCACAUCUGGUGGUGCAAAGCUGCUACCAAGUUUAGGGCACUGCAUUACAAUAUUAUUGGAUUUACUAGGUUCUGUUCCCUAUGAUAUUAAACUUCAAUUGUGUACUUUGGAAGGUUUGGAGAUAUUAUAUAAAAAAUUGGCUUCCAACGGUGAACUUCUUUCCUUUGUUUUGCCCGGUAAUAUAUCUGCAUUUGCCAAGAUAUUAUCUCUGCCUGGUCUGAAUAUACAAUAUAAAGUUGUUUCUUCCACUUUACAUAUAUUUACAUUACUGCUGCGAACAGUUUACGAUGACGUCGAUUUAAAUGUAUCAGAAUCAAAUAAAAAUGUUUUACAGUUAUUACCAGAAACUCUGGAUGAUGAUUUGAAAUUGAGCAAUGAUUUGAGGCUAAUUAAAAUGGAUGGUUAUUUAUCUGAAAGCUCAAAGAAACACAGAGAUAUAGCUUGGCUGAAAGCUACCUCCGCUCAAAUUAAAAGAGCACUAAAUAGUUUUACUGAAAAAAAUAUUAAAAGACAGAAUGCCUCUAUAAAUAUGGAACUAGAAAAAAUGGCAUAUAUUGCAUUAUCGAACUGCUCAAUUUCUCUAUCAAAUUGUUCCGAUGAUUUUUUGAAUAUUUUAGUAAGUUUAAAGUCUUCAUAUCUUUUACAAUUACCAAACAUUUGCGGGAGCUUAAGGGAAAUUAUAGAAUCCAAAUUUGUUAAAAUUGGAAAUGCACUACAUUUUGAUGAUACCAUCGAUCUUGAUUCAUUAUCGUUUGCUUUUAAAAUUCUAUGGCAAAUGGAGCCUGACAAAUCCAUGCUCUCAUUGGCAACCACUUCAAUUUUGGACAGUUUAUCUACCUUUUCGGAACAAAGCAUACAAAAAUAUGAAAAGAGUAAGGUAAUUGAACAAACCAGUAAUGUUAUCAUUAAAACAGUUCUACAAGAAAGUGAUGCUAAUCAGGAGUUUUUGUUGCCAUACUUACCUAACGAUACAGAAUCAUCAUUGUCACAGUUAAUUAAAUCAAUCGGAAGCACUAUAGAUAAUAACGAGAUUCUAGAUGAAACAAUAAAUAGUUUAUUGACGGGCGACUUAAAGUCAAAUAUUCAGCAGAAACUAUUGUCUUUAUGGGUAUCUACCCGAAUUUUAGUAGGAUCUAAAUUGUUAACAGUAACUUCAACAGAUGAUGAGCUCCUGGACUUCGGAAAUUGUGAAUCAGAAGUAGUACCAGAUUCCUGCUACAGUAUAUUAGAAUAUGGAAAUGAACUAUAUCAAGAGAUAGUUUUCCUGACAGAGGGUUCUCAAAUGUCAAAAAAUUCGGAACAAGCUUAUGCUAUCGUUCUAGAUUCUAUUAUGCAAGUUAGUGAAGUAAUGAACAAAGAAUUUGAAUCCGAAUUGAUUGAUUAUAUUUACAUUAUAGUUGACUCGCUGGCAUCUUCUUCGCCUAUUAUAAGAAAUAGGGCUCAAGUUUGUGCCAUGUCUAUUGCAAAGAAUCUUUACUCCGGGUCCAUUCAAAAUUUAUUGAUGAAUAAUGUUGACUAUCUUGUGGAAUCUAUUUCGAAUAGACUUAAUUCUGGUAUGACAGAGCGUGCCAGUAAGGUCCUUAUGGUUAUAUGUAAACUAUCUGGAUAUGAAGUUAUAGACAAAUUCAAAGAUGUGAUAGAAACGGUGUUUCGUUUGUUGGAUUACUACCAUGGUUAUUCCGAACUUUGUUUGCAAUUCUUUCAAUUUUUCGAAAUAAUUAUUAUUGAAAUGAAGAAAACGUUUUUGAAUGAGUCCGACAAUUCUAAAAUACAUGAAGAUGUUUCUAUCAACACAUGUGGUUUUGCACCGUGGGGUAUUCAAAAUUGGACUCAAUUAGUUUCAUUAUUAGAUAGUCAUACAAUGAAAGACGCCAAGUUAGCAGAAACAAUUGAAGUGGAAAUUGGGGAGCCUAAUAACUUUCAGGAUUACUUUGAUCAAAAGUUAAAAGAAAUUGACAGUGACGAUGAAGAGGAAAUUGAAGAAGACUCGGACUUUGACAUGGAAUCUCAAUUUGGUGGAAAAGAACAGAUGGAAAAUAAAUGGGAAUCUCCAAUCCCUAAGGAAUCAUAUAGAAUAUUAUUAAAAAUCAUAAACUACAGUGAUAGACUACUGAUGCAUCCAUCGAAACCACUUAAAGUUCAAAUAUUAAAAGUUGUGAAAAUGAUGUUACCCCUUUUAGCGACACAGAAGGAUUCUUUAUUACCACCGAUUGCACAAAUAUGGGGUUCGAUUGCAGAAUGCAUUAUGGAUUCUGAUUUUUCAAUAGUAAAGCCAGCAUGCGAAUGUGUGCAAAUGAUUAUAAAACAUUCAAAAGAUUUUGUAACCAAAAGGUUUGUUGACAUGUGGCAAGAAUUACAGAAAAGAUCUCAUAUAUUAAAGGAAGUGCAUUUAAACAAUACCAACACAAGUCAAACUAGUGUUGACUUAAUUUUUCAUCAAAAGUUUGCACCUAUAACUAAAGAUGCUCUAAUUUCAUUGAGCUCUAUGCUUCUUGAAGGAAUUGCAGUCUCUGAAUUAUUAUUAUCAGAAACAGUUGUAAAAGAAAUGAUGUAUUGUUGUAUACAAGUCCUCCCAACCGAUACAAUUGCAUCAAAAUCAAUAUAUCUAGGAGACGUCAUUUGGGAUAUCAUGCAUUAA
This is a messenger RNA of Vanderwaltozyma polyspora DSM 70294, 3114 nucleotides long. It is a transcript of the gene TTI1, whose product is annotated as Tti1p. The transcript has a single exon. The record is from RefSeq and is a predicted model, not a curated record. Gene Ontology annotation, biological process: chromatin remodeling. The coding region runs from base 1 to 3114 and encodes 1037 amino acids. Lineage: Eukaryota; Fungi; Ascomycota; Saccharomycetes; Saccharomycetales; Saccharomycetaceae. Gene Ontology annotation, cellular component: cytoplasm.